AAACCCAUCUCUCAAUUUCAGUUCCAAAGACCAAAAGUUCUCUCCUCUUUCCCCCACAACAAAACCAUGUCACUCCCUUUCCUAACACUCAUUCUCCUUCUGCAAUCCACAAUCAUAAUCACAUCAGCAGCAGCCAAACCACUGAUGCAUAUCUGUUCACAAACCCCAAACGCCACCUUCACCCGAAACAGCACCUACGAGAGAAACCUGAGGCAGCUAAUGGGACAGCUCUAUUACCAAACACCUCCUACAGGUUUCACAAAUGCAACAAUCACAGGACAGCAACAAUCAUCCCCCGACCAGACAACUUACGGGUUAGCGAACUGCAGAGGCGAUUCGACACCAUCACACUGCCAAGCCUGCAUAGUCGAAGCAAUCACCACGGUCCACAAGACAUGUCCUUAUAGCAAAGAAGCAAUCAUAUGGCUAGACAACUGCUACCUCAAGUACUCGAGCGUCAGGUUUUUCGGCAGAGUUGACGUGAGGAACAAGUUUCACAUGGUGAACGUUAAGAAUGCUAGUGGGGAUAUUGCUCCAGGGUUUGAUGGGAUUAGGCAGCGUUUGAUGGUGAAUCUGGCUGGGGAAGCGGCAGGGGAUCCUGCCCGGUUUUACGCUGCUGGACAGGUCGAGAUUCCCGGUUCGGUCAGGAUUUAUGGGUUGGUUCAGUGUGGCAGGGAUCUUUCUGGGAGGGAUUGCAGGAGGUGUGCUGAUGGGUUGGUUGGAGAGCUUCCGAGGUUUAGUGAUGGGAAAGUUGGUGGGAGAGUUGUAAGUGGGAGUUGCAGUGUUAGAUUUGAGACUUACCCUUUCUUCAGAGCCUGAUGAUCAAAUUGAUAUAGCCUUUGGAAUGAUUGUAUGAUGUUGAAAAGAAAAGGCACGGACUUCGAUUGGAAUAGUUUUGAAAGACUGCAGAAUAGGGAAUCAUUCAUUUGGCCUUAUGUUGCUUGUUCAAUGAAUUAUUUUUUAAAUU
Messenger RNA from Linum trigynum, 967 nucleotides. The record is from the annotation of a GenBank genome assembly. NCBI's taxonomy places the organism in Eukaryota, Viridiplantae, Streptophyta, Magnoliopsida, Malpighiales, Linaceae.